Molecule: messenger RNA, 2359 nt
Organism: Amphibalanus amphitrite
Lineage: Eukaryota; Metazoa; Arthropoda; Thecostraca; Balanomorpha; Balanidae
Exons: 4
Coding region: 368-1519 (383 amino acids)
Molecular function (GO): acyltransferase activity, transferring groups other than amino-acyl groups
Source: RefSeq, a predicted model, not a curated record
UAGGUGAUAUUUGGUUGGUAGCAUGAUCACGUGAUUCAUAUGCUAUUUGAGGCUUUUUACUUUACAUGCCAUCUGUAUCUUUUCAUUAUCUUAGAAAUAAAAGAUAUUUAUAUUGAGAAAUAAUAUUUAUUUCAGUGCCUAUCAUUUAAGUUUGAAAUUUGACCAAGCUAGCAAUUUAUCUAAAUGUGAUUCACUCACGCUGGUUGGGCUGUAGACGAAAGUUUUUAAUUCCCGACAGAAAAGCACAUCUUCCGCGACCUGAAUCUUUGGGAGACGUGCCGGUCCAGCCCGUGUUGCUGUGCAAUGUGACGUCAGUUGGCCUUACGUCAGUCGAUGCAUAAUCGGCCAAACGACAUGCUCAUAGGACAUGGAGGAUGCGCACCGCGCAUGCGCUGCGCAGUGCACAUGGGACCCGAGGUCGUUGCAAUGUUCAAGGGCAUCAACAACUGAGCCCAGCAGGGUGUCUGGACAGGACGCCUCAUCUGCGGUUAGGCUGCGGCGCGCGGUAUCGGACUGGGCCGGCGGCGCAGUGUCGGCCACGGGUCUGCGAAGGGUGGCUGCGGACGGUCCGUCGGGGCGCGCUACCAUGAAGCUGACGCCCGUCGGUGACACGGAGACGGUGGUGCGAGCCGAGCACGGCCACCUGGACGAGCUGGUGGCCCAGCUGGAGCGGCACGGAACACGCAGCGCCCAGCUGCGAUUCGGUCUUCUAUUGCUUCGGAACGGCAUAAACAAGUACCGCUAUGAGGUCUUCUACAGUGGCUGGUCGGAAGAUAUUUUGGUAAUUCUUAUCACGAGACGAGUAGGGCACACCCGUGUGGUUACGCUGGCGGCACCAGACAGCCCGUCUACUCCGGGACGGUUGGCGAGGAACCUCCGGCACCCUGAGCUGCGAGCGGCCAUCUGGGGCGGCCGGUUCCGCGUCGACGUCUGGCCCGAGAGUCUGAUGCACCCGCUGUUCGAAGUCGCCCGCCAGAUGGGCUUCAGUGUUCGUUUCAUAGUGAAGAAACACGUGACAUUCGCCCGUCCAAGAGGACUCCCGGAGGUCAAACCCUCACCCAGGCAAGGAGUGAGCAUCCGUCCGCUACUUCCUAAACACGUGGACAUAGUAAUGCGCCACUGGCCGUACGUCCAUGAAAUAGACGACGCGCACUCGAUGAUCCACGACUCCAUAGUUGCGGGCCUGUCUGCCGGAGCGUUCGUCACCGAGCCGCCGACGGACGGCGGAGGUGACGACCAGGAGCCCCUGCCUGCCGACGGCCUGGCCUGCUGGGCGCUGGUGAACCAGGACGGCUUCUUGGGCUUCCUGCACACUUUGACUGGUUAUCGCAAGCGCGGGCUGGCGGCGGCAGUAACGGCUGAGCUGAGCCGACUCUGCGAGAAGGCCGGCUACCCAGCGGUCUUCCACAGCAGUCAUGCUUCUGUUUGGCGAAUGGCCCAGAAGCUCCAGUAUGAGAAACUGUUUCCCGUGUUCUUGGCCUUUGUCACGCCCAAUGACAAUUCGGCAGCUCGUCUGUAAAAGUAUCAGUAGCUCUAGCUGGCGAGAUUGGUGGGGACCAGUGCCACAUGCCCACUGAGAAAAACAACAUAAAAAGGGUAAAUAAAGCAACAUCAUGAUUGACGACGAGAUCUGCCGCUGCCUGCCAGGCAGUUUGGUAUGACACCCUUGGCCACAACAGGGUGACUUUGGCUGCCAUCUGGUGAUCUGACCUGAGAAAUCAACGGGGCAGACCGGUUAGCCACUCGUUCUGCCGCAUCCACUCAAAGGAACGAAUGAUGCGAUGGACCAGCUCGGGAACACUUCCGCCAGAGUCGGACAGCGUCUCCACUUCCAGAGGUCGACCUGAGUCGCAGCACGUGCAGAGCAGCUGAUCGGGAAGGAACUCCACGUCUCGCUCCCCGCCGCCGGGUUAGCCAGGUCGAGUCGUUGAUGAAGCCGAGGGACGAUGCGAUGGACUGCAGUCGGUGCGGAGCUAGGAUAAGAUGACCUGACUCUCAGUCUCCACCGAUCGCGCUCAGCGUGGCCUGUCGACGUAGGUGUCGUCGCGCCCGUGUGGGGGGCCAACUGCUGGGUGAAGUGGAUGAAUGACACGACCGCCAAGUGCCAAGUAGUAGCUCCGGCACCUCAGUGCUGUGUUCAGGUGUCAUAGUCCCCGUCGACUGAGCGAGCUGUGCUACGGUUGGCUCGUCGAUAAACGUCUUUCGACGCCGAGUGGAUGCGGCGGAGUAGCUCAUUUCAGCGAUCGCAAACAGGCGAGCGGCCUGUCGGGAAAAGGACAAUGUCAGUGAAGCGAGAGAGAUGAGAAGAAUGAGUCGCAGGCGGUUGUGCGAGUCCUCUUAGAACAUUCACUUUCGGAAG